AAGACCAAAAGCCAGGGAAAUUAUUAUAUAUUGAAUAAAGAGCAAGUGGUGGGGUAAAUUAUUAUUAUUAUUACUAUUAUUAUGGGAAGGCAACCUUGUUGCGAUAAACUUGGAGUGAAGAAGGGGCCGUGGACGGCGGAGGAAGACGGCAAGCUCAUCGCCUUCCUCCUCACCAAUGGCCAAUGUUGCUGGCGGGCCGUCCCGAAGCUCGCCGGCCUCCGCCGCUGCGGCAAGAGCUGCCGCCUCCGGUGGACAAACUACCUCCGGCCGGACUUGAAGAGAGGCCUUCUAAGCGAAGCGGAGGAGAAAUUGGUCAUUGACCUCCAUGCUCAUCUUGGUAAUAGAUGGUCAAAGAUUGCUUCAAGAUUGCCAGGAAGGACAGAUAACGAGAUCAAGAAUCAUUGGAACACACAUAUCAAGAAAAAGCUUCUUAAGAUGGGAAUCGAUCCGGUCACGCACGAGCCUCUCAACAAGGACGCGAAGACAACGAGUGACGUACAAUCAUCGACAACAACUAAAAAUGAGACCACUUCCCGGUCAAAGUUUGACAAAGAAUACGGUGAGGAGCAACCAGUGAAAGUUGUACCUCAAGGUACAACUCCCACGACAGUCACCUCAGAAGAGCAAAGCUCUUCUUCAUGCUCGCCGCAUGAGAAUUGUUCCUCGUCCAUAACCUACGCAAACGAAUCCCAGCUAGUGAUCAUAGAUACCACAGGCGAUGGGGAGGAUCCCCUGCUCAGCUCCCUACUCGAAAGCCAUGCACCCCCGGUGCAUGCACCGUGGGACCGGGACCUCCCACAAUCGACUGGCGUUGACCAACAGUCGCUCAUCUUUGACGAUGAUCAGCUUAUUAUUCCGCCAUUGGACGACGAUUGCAUGGAUUGGUUGUUGAACUGUCAAGGGUUUGGGUUGCCGGAUUUCGGAUUGGAUUUGGAUAUGCCUAUUUUGGACUCGGGGGACAAAGAAAUGCACAUUUUCGACACGUUAGAGUCUCGAGACAAGUCACAAUAACUUCAACGACGGAUUAAGCCUCUAUUUAUAGUGGAGAGGCUUGGUAUGAAUACAAAUACAAGUGGGAAGUACUGUACAUAAUUGAUACUCAUCAAUGGUUGUCUUAAUCUACUAUUCUAGAAAAUAGGCCUGAUUAAUUGAAUAAAUGAACAAUCAUUAUUUUCAUAACACUCCCCCUUGAAUGUUCAUUUUUCAAUUAAUGAUGGAGGUUGUUAAAUCCUCAUUUGAAACAAAUUGUUCGUUGAUAUUAUUUUUUAUAUCAACAUGCUCGGUUUGUUCAUUUUCUUUCUUUGAAGAAUGAACGUCUUUUGUUUCAAACAUUGUCUCUUGCCUUUUAAGUUUUCUUGGUUUUACAUCUUUUGAACCAAGUG
Messenger RNA from Cuscuta campestris, 1382 nucleotides. NCBI's taxonomy places the organism in Eukaryota, Viridiplantae, Streptophyta, Magnoliopsida, Solanales, Convolvulaceae. The record is from the annotation of a GenBank genome assembly.